AUGGGCUGGGCAACGUAUAGCUGGAAUAGCGGGUGCGGAAGUAUUGACAUAGCCUUGGCAGAGCUUACGGAGCGUCUCCCUAAGGGAGAGCAGAUGUACGGAAUUAUAGUGGAUAACAAUGGGAUAAUAAUCUAUCAUCCAAAACUUGUUCUUCCCGCCACCGAAGUGCAUGGUGUUCGCCGUAGCGCAUGCUAUGAUGCAUCGCAGGUUCGCUUUCGAGCUGGUGCUGGGCUAAGGGUACAAUAUGGGUUUAGUGAUCAACGUGUGUAUCGACUAGUUGGCCUUAUCGAUAGUAUACCGACUAUAGAUUUGCUCGAACUUGAAGGGAACACAACGGCUGUACGUCAACUCCGGCACGGCGUUAUAACUUCGAAAUGUGGAAAUGACGCUAUACUGGAUGGUGACCGCGAAUUCUACUGUGCAAACCUUGAAGGAUCCCCAUUCUCUGUGGUUAUUGUAAAUUCUAUCAAACGUCAGACGUUAGUAUAUACAGACAAAGUAGAAAUGAUGGAUACCACAGACAACCCUCUUGUCACCUACUACUUAUCCAGCAGAUCAAUUUGUGAUUGGAAGCUAGACCCACUUCCAGCCACAGACCGAUUCAAUGUGCUCCAGGGUGUUGCUUGUGAGGAAGACCUCAGCUUGCAUUAUGCAUUGAUAAAUGCGCUGAAAAAAUGGGCGGAGUCAUGGCCCGAGUACGAUAUGAGCGCAAACUUUUCCUGUGAAGAUUUACCGCUACCAUUCGAGUUUCCUAAGCAAUAUUUCAUCAACGCUUUCGUUCACACUCGUAACCAGAUCGAAGUCUUCUUCCCACACUGCACGAAAUCCUACAUGAAAGAUGUUAUAAUGAAAUUUGACGAGGAACGAGCUGAUAAGGAAAACUCUGCUGGACUGCUACAGUUCACAGUUAAAAAUGACGUCAUUGUCGCAUAUCGAUCGAUUAUUGAUCAACGCAACAAUCGAUUGGCUGUUGUUGGAGUACAGUGGAGAAUGCCGUAUGCAAACGAGUUGUUUGGAAAUUGGACUCGAUCAAGCAAGCAAUGGUCUGAUUGUAAGAAGAUGGACUGUCUUAUUAUAACAAGAAGCGGUUUUGUGUUGGCUUCGUCAACAAACAGACGUCCUGCACCAUUAGCUCGGUUUGAUCCACAACUAUUCGCCAGUCUUGAGGAGAAUAACCUCGUAACUACCACCACGUGGGUCGACGCACAAGCUGAAUGUAUGGCGAGUCGCGCAGCACCAUGGUCCAGCCCUGCGCCAAAUCGUAUGAAUCCAUUUAGAACAGUGCUUGAUGCUGUAGCGACACUUAUAGGAAAGACUUUCUGGAGACAUAGCGUUGCCGAAAAUGAAGCUUACAGACGCUUUUUGGCAAUGUAUUCAAUGUUUGAUAGUUUUCGCGUGGAUUACAACUACAGGUGCUUCCUACGUCACACAAACUAUAAGAUGACUUUGAAUAUUUCGAAGCAGAUACAGCUCAGCGACAUGAAAUGUGCCAGGUACGCCAGGGUUUACCCCGUGCCAGGGACAACGCUAACCCUCAUUCGAGCCGAUCGCGCUUGUCCCGGAUACCGAUCCAAGAAGAAAUAUCAUGUCCAACCACAGAUAUUGGAAGGAUGUGAAAAAGUCACGUAUUUUGAAAAGCGGCCGCCGAUAUACUACAACACCAGUGUUGAUCCAAAUGAGGAGCCCACCCCAGAAUGUCUCAUCAGCGACUCAGGGCAAUCUACAGAAAUUGCUCCAAAAUUCCUGAUCUGUGUGUUGCUCCUAAUGCAAGGACAAAGAACUGGUCCAGAUGGUAUACCAAGCGAAUUCUGGAAAGAAUGCGGAUGGCUCGGUGCCUCACGGCUUGCAGCCCUCUUCAAUCAGAUCGAGUUGCCGUCCAAUCAGUGCGGAUUUGUAAAGGGUGCCGGUGCUGCUGGCGCCAUCCAUACUGUACGGAUAGUGAUAGAGAAGUAUAGAGAAAAACGAAAAGAGCUACAUGCGGCUUUCUUUGAUAUGGAGAAAGCAUUCGACAAGACCUCAGAUGUCAUAUGGUGGGCACUGCGAAAGCACAUGGUUCCAAAGUAUGCAUCCAAUAAAUAA
Strongylus vulgaris is the source of this 2079-nucleotide messenger RNA. Lineage: Eukaryota; Metazoa; Nematoda; Chromadorea; Rhabditida; Strongylidae. The record is from the annotation of a GenBank genome assembly.